Molecule: messenger RNA, 1317 nt
Organism: Bursaphelenchus xylophilus (pine wood nematode)
Lineage: Eukaryota; Metazoa; Nematoda; Chromadorea; Rhabditida; Aphelenchoididae
Source: the annotation of a GenBank genome assembly
AUGAGUGAAUCUCCGCACAAUUCGUCAUCCUACCCUCUGGUACCGCCUCCUCAGCAGCCGCUAAUCGAUUUGUCAUGUGGAAAAUCUGAGCACAUUCAGCGUCCAGUCCAUAACAAAAAUCCUAUGGCAAUCCGUUUCAGAGGUGUGGAUUACGAAUAUCCGGCCAAAACUUGUGGUAUUUCUGCAUUGGUAAGUUGAGGGUGAUGUCGUAGAUGAAGAUUGAGAGAUAUUUUUGCUGUUGCAGUUGAGCUUAAUUUGCGUUUGCAGACUUGGAUUCGAUUUCUGGCCCUUUUGAAUGUUGCCAUCUCUCUGGCCGGAGUCUUGGCGAUUUGGAACCCGUUUCUCAUCGUAUCCGUCCUUCUUUCAAUUGUUUCUUCGAUCUACUUCUUCAUCGUCACUCUCUUUAAGAAGUCCUUCAUUCGUUACGAGAACCUCGCUUUCAUCAAUGUAAGUUCUUUAUUUUUAUAUUGUACUUGGUCUUUAGUAUGGAAAUAUCCCAUUCUCCGGCUUUCUCCUCGGAAUCGAGUUUCACCAGUAUCGUACUGGAUGGGCUCUAAUUCCAGCUCUCGCUCAUAUCAUUGGCUAUAGCAUUGUUUGUGAUGGUGCGUGUUAUUUGGAGACUGGAUAUUGGUGCUUGUCUCGUCGAUCGCCGGUGUGCCUUUCGUCCGACCCUCCAGUUGAUCGGACCUUCUUCUUUUGGCAUGAAUUGGGAAGCAGGAAGAUCUAUGGGAAUCGUUGCGAAUGCAGAAGAGUAAGUUGGACAUUAUUUUAAGGAUCUUAUUUUAGGGUUCAAUUGCAUUUAUUAUGGAUGAAAAUUGAAGAUUAUUUUUUCAGAUUCUCGGCUACGUUUGCAGUUACCUGGCUUUGACCUUGGUGUUUGCCAAUAUUCUUCUUUUUCCAAUCUAUCUCCACAACCAUUCGAACUUUGCGCCAAUCAUCAUGACUUUCUGGUAUUUGGUUGGAGUCUUCUGUUUCUACGAACGAAAGGCCUUCCUUGGUUACAAGAAAGAGGGAUAUAUCCGUGUUAUGGUACGUUUCAAGUCUCAUUUUUAUUAUUUUCAAUAUUAGGUUUGGACUUUCGGUUUCAACUUUGGCAUCAUCUUGUCCAUUGUGAUCAAAAAGUUGAAGGACAAGUACUAUGACGGAUACUACUAUCUUCCCCGGACUUUUGGUCUCAUCUUGAUCUCAACCGUUGUCAGUGGGAUCCUCGCCUAUCUACACAGCAAGUUCUACAAGACUUUGACUGAGCGUAAUCAUCAGCAGGAGCAUUAUGUCGCCGUUCCAUCCGAAAAUCAUCAGAGUGGGAUCAAUAUCUAA